Molecule: messenger RNA, 1620 nt
Organism: Protomyces lactucae-debilis
Lineage: Eukaryota; Fungi; Ascomycota; Taphrinomycetes; Taphrinales; Protomycetaceae
Product: cystathionine beta-lyase-like protein
Exons: 3
Coding region: 203-1447 (414 amino acids)
Biological process (GO): 'de novo' L-methionine biosynthetic process; transsulfuration
Cellular component (GO): cytoplasm
Molecular function (GO): pyridoxal phosphate binding
Source: RefSeq, a predicted model, not a curated record
UUGUCAUUUCACUGCGCAACAAUAUGUUUGAGCUGUCUGCUCGGCUCAUUGGCAUCUACAAGACGAGCAACAUGACGCGCAGUAUCUCAUUGGAGAACAAGGAAAUUGAACGGGCAUCUUCUGAUCGUGCGACCGUGGCGACGUCUGUAUAGGAUCUGUAUUUACUCCAGAACUACGUCGACCAUCUAUAGCUACGGUCAAAAUGGGUAAAGAGCGCACCUUUGCGCUGGCAACAGAGCUCGUCCACUUCAACAAUGGACCCUCCAGACAAGAUCCUUUUAUGCCCAGUGUCGCACCGCUCUAUCAAUCAGCCACCUUCAAGCAAGUCUCUGCAACACAAAUGGGCGACUAUGACUAUACGCGCUCAGGCAACCCCACACGGACCCAGCUCGAGGCACAUAUGUGCAAGGUCUUCAAGACAAAGCAUACUCUUGCCAUUAAUAGCGGAAUGGGCGCUAUGGAUGUGAUUAUACGGCUGCUGAAGCCAGGUGACCAAGUGGUUGCUGGCGAUGACUUGUAUGGCGGUACCAAUCGCUUGCUAGGCUAUUUGAAGCAGAAUGCAGGUGUCGAUGUCAGGCAUGUCGAUACAACCUCUGUAGAGGCAGUUCAGCAAGCUUGCUCCAGCAAGACGACCAUGGUCUUCCUGGAAACGCCGACAAACCCCUUACUCAAGAUUGCCGACUUGCCAGCCUUAGCAGCUGCAGCAAAGAAAGCCAAUCCAGAGGUGAUUGUUGUGGUGGAUAACACCGUCAUGUCGCCGUUGCUGCAGCAGCCGCUUACGUUGGGUUGCGAUAUUCAUUACGAGUCUGCAACCAAGUACCUCAAUGGCCAUCACGAUGUCAUGGCUGGCAUCAUUGCUGUGAAUGAUGAAGCGCUCUACAAACGCCUCUUCUUUGUUGUGAAUGCAACAGGCUGUGGUAUUGCACCAUUUGAUGCGUGGUUAUUGAUGCGCGGCGUCAAGACAUUGGGGAUCCGUCUAGAGCGUGCUAUGCAGACUGCAGGCAAGCUCGCCAUCUGGCUCGAGGAGCAUCUUCCGCGUCUCCUCAAAUCACAGUGUAAAGUCAAUUACCCAGGACUGGCCUCUCAUCCACAAUAUGCAAUACACAGCAGAAUUGCCAAAGGGGGUGGUGCCGUCUUGUCAUUCUCCACAGGCAGCGUUGCCCUCUCUGAGCAAAUUGUCUCGGGGACACAAAUCUUUGGCAUCACAGUGUCUUUUGGAUCGUGUGACUCGCUCAUUUCCAUGCCAUGCCGUAUGUCACAUGCGAGUAUCCCGGAGCAUGUCCGGCGCGAGCGUCAGUUGCCUGAGGAUUUGAUUAGGUUGUGUGUGGGUAUUGAGGACUAUGAUGAUCUGGUCUGGGACUUGGAACAGUCUAUCCUGGCGAGUGUGAAGCAUGUUGAGCAACACGGUGCGCAGGCCGAGGGCGUCAACCAUCCGACGCAGGAUUGAGAGAAGACGUCAUAGACAUAGACAAGAGCAUCUCAUAGACGACAUGUCCUCCAAUUCAACUAUGAACAGCAUCAAGACAAAGGCAAGCGAAUUGGCUUCAGCAGUGCUUCCAGAGACGGGACCCGAGGGACCGUUGUCUGGUGCACCAGGCUUGAAGGACGACAAGGAGCGCA